UUGGAAUAAGAAUAGGAAGAUUGUACAGGAGUGCCGUGGGCUGAGGGCAGAGUGUAUCUUAUAUAAAAGCUUCCUUUUUCAGGCGACGAAAAGGCGCUUUACCGUUUCCCGAGAAGAAACAUGUCGUCAGAGAAUCAAGAGUCCGAGGCGCCAUUGGAGUCCGGAGAGGAGAAACAGCAGGACUCCCAGGAGAAGGACGCCAACCCAGUGAAGUCAGAGGAGGCCAAGCUCAAGGCCAAGUACCCCAACCUGGGGCAAAAGCCAGGAGGGUCAGACUUCCUGAUGAAGAGACUACAGAAAGGGCAAAAGUACUUCGACUCAGGCGACUACAACAUGGCCAAGGCCAAGAUGAAGAGCAAGCAGUUGCCGGUGGCUGGUCCAGAGAAAGGGCUGGUGACCGGGGACCACAUCCCCACGCCACAGGACCUGCCUCAGAGGAAAUCCUCUCUAGUCACCAGCAAGCUGGCUGGAUAGAGCGCAGUCACCCACCUGCCACUCCCGAACCCCUAUCCCUGUACCCCGAUCACUCCAAUUGAGUAUGCCCCCUUGCCCCACCUCUCUCUCUCUCUCUCUCCCUCCUCGCCCAAUCCCCACCUCCCCACCAGGUUCCUUAUGAGUGUCUUGAAGCAGGAUGCAGGUCCGACACACACACAGCCCAUAACGGAAGAUGGUGGAUAGAUCGACAACCCCCCCUCCCCCCAACCACCCACCCACCCUCAGUGUAUCCUCCCUCAGAUAGUAACGUUAACUCUCUCUCAUCACUGCUGAUUGUGUCUUCUUCACCUCUGGCUCUGUUGCCAUUUUCAUCCCUUUAGUUAAACCCUCCCUAUGCCCAUACUCCCUCCUCCACCACCACCACCACCACCAACAUCACAACAAACUCAUCCCUUCCCUUGUCCGCCACAUACCUUAUAGCAUCAGAUUGUCUUUUAAAGCUGUAGUGAGAUGUAGAGGUGCACAGGUACUCCUUAUCAAAGGCCAAUACGUUCUUUAUUCAAAUAAACUUAGCUAGAAUUCAAAUCCAGGAAACAGUUACAAAAGUAUGUUAAACAUAAGACUCGUACCGUACAAUAAUACUUUAUCCAGAAUAGAAGAGGCAGUGACGGGAAAGUUCAGUGUUUUGUUUUUUGUUUUCUUCAGAAAGGGAUUCUUUUGUUUUUUUCUUCCUAAACGGCUUGAUGUGUCCUCCCAAAUCUUUUUUUUUUUGCACACAGUUGGCCAUUUUGGCCAGGCCUACAGUUAUCGCUGAAAGGAUUCCUGGUUUGGCUUAAACAAGGGCCUUAACUUGUUUGUUUAUCCACGGUUAUUAGCUUCUUAAUAUGAGCUCACCAACAACGGUCUGUUUGAAUAGAAACUCAAUCUGACUCCGUGGGCAAUGAUCUGUGACACAGGGAGUGACCGGGAUGUGUGUUGCUCCCAGUCGUGUACCUAUGGCCGAGACCAGUGCACCUCUAGUGAUACUUUCACAACCAAAUAUAACCAAUGUAUUCCUGGAUACUGGCUCUGUUGCAACACACGUUUGUUUGUUUGAUGUGCCGUGCAAUAGGAGCUAGCAUCCUGUCCCAAGAAUUUAAGGAACCAAAGAAACUGGGACGACUAGACAAUGGAGAAAAAAACAAUGUUAGCAGGUCAACUCAAGGACUCUGACGGUUCCUCAAGGCCUGUCCUUUAAACCAAUCGGGAUCACCCUUAUGCAAUUAGAAUGUGCCCGACGUGAGUUUAGACGUCGGGCAUGUUUUGCUGGUGCUUGCCUAUCACGCCAGCCUUGCUCAUAUGUGCCCCACCUGGCUGUUGUGUUGGCUGUAUGAGCCAGAUAUUCGAGAUAUUUCACUCAGAUGUCAUCUGGCACGACCAGUUUUCUGGAGUGCGUCUUUCUGAAUCUUCAUGAAGAAGCAAGGACUGAGUUUAAAAACAAAACAAAACAAAAUGAUAUUAAUGAUGCAUGUUGAAUGCACAUUUUCUUUGAUCUAAAACUUGAUGUGGAUGGAAAUAAAUGAACUGCUAGAACAUAUGGCUUAUUGACAAAUCAUAACUAUAUGAUAUUUAUACAAAUACUCAUGGACAAAUCAUGAAUUCCAAAACACUCCUGUCACCAAAUCUGUAAUCAGUCAGAUAUGUUAGACGGUAUCACUCAUUUUGAAAUACUACUACUAGAAAUGCAUAGCUACUUGAUAAGUCACAUUCCUGUGGGUGUGGGAAAAAAAUGUUGAUCUUGGGGAGAGGAAUGGCAGGAAUGGCAGGAGUGGCCGGAGUGGCAGAAAUGAAAGCAGUUUUCCCCACGUCAUCACGUCGUUGCUGCAGAUGCAGCCGGAGCUUCGGUUGUCCCUCGUCCCUCAUCCCCUCCUGUCUCCUCCCUGCCGGGGCGCUCACUGGGAACAAAAAAAGAAAAAAGAAAAGGGGCGAGGGGAAGAAAAGGGAAAAAAACCCCGACAAGACUGUAUCUGCUGUACCAUACUGGGCUGGGACAGGCAGCGUUCUUUAUGAUCACUGCUUCUACUGUUGUCAUGACUACUACGCUUUCUGUUGCUGCUCUGAACGA
This is a messenger RNA of Sardina pilchardus (European sardine), 2539 nucleotides long. RefSeq names its product endosulfine alpha a (gene ensaa). Gene Ontology annotation, cellular component: cytoplasm. The coding region runs from base 121 to 474 and encodes 117 amino acids. The transcript has 3 exons. Lineage: Eukaryota; Metazoa; Chordata; Actinopteri; Clupeiformes; Clupeidae. The record is from RefSeq and is a predicted model, not a curated record. Gene Ontology annotation, molecular function: protein phosphatase inhibitor activity.